CAGAAGUUAGAUUAAAAGAAGAAAAUUUAUAAGACAGUUCUGCGCACUAUAUAAAUAAACGCAGAAUAGUAGAGAGCGUUCAGUUUCUCUUUUCCGUUUUUCCGUUUGAUAGUUUGUAAUAUGGAAAGAGAUUUUAUGGGCUUGAAUUUAAAGGAUGGAUCUGAAUAUCCGGGACGCUGCGAGAAUUCUGAGAAAGCAGAUGAAGAUGCUGCCUCAUCCAAUAAGAUUGCAUCUCGGAAGAGAAGAUAUUCUAUGAACUCUAUCAGCUGCUUUGGUGUGGAAUUAACUCCAGAUACAAUUGCUGUAGCUAUGGUGUAUUUUGUUCAGGGCGUUUUGGGACUUUCCAGGCUUGCAGUUAAUUUCUACUUGAAAGAUGAUCUGCAUCUUGAUCCUGCAGAGACGGCUGUGGUAUCUGGUGUAUCUUCUUUACCGUGGCUUGUCAAACCCUUGUAUGGAUUCAUCAGUGAUUCCUUUCCACUGUGUGGCUAUCGAAGGAGGUCAUAUUUGGUAUUGUCUGGAGUCUUGGGAGCUUUCUCGUGGAGUAUGAUGGCCACCAUUGUCGAUAGCAAGUACAGCGUUGCCUUGUGCAUACUUCUAGGAUCCCUUUCUGUAGCAUUUUCAGAUGUCGUUGUCGACUCUAUGGUUGUGGAGAGGGCCCGUGGCGAAUCACAAAGCGUGUCUGGUUCUCUUCAGUCUUUAUGCUGGGGUUCCUCUGCUUUUGGUGGCAUUGUAAGCUCCUACUUCAGUGGCUCCUUGGUUGAUGCUUAUGGUGUGAGGUUCGUCUUUGGAUUAACGGCUUUGCUUCCCUUGAUAACAUCUGCUGUUGCAGUCCUUGUGAAAGAGCAGCCACUCCAUGACUCGACUAAAAAACUUAAUACUUUGUCAGACUCUGCAGGCCUUUUGGGAUGCUCGAAAUAUAGCUUAAUUCAAUUGUGGGAUGCUGUGAAGCAGCCCAAUGUGUUUCUUCCUACCUUAUUUAUUUUCCUGUGGCAAGCAACACCACAAUCUGAUCAUGCCAUGUUUUAUUUCAUUACAAAUGAACUCAGAUUUACUCCUGAGUUUCUGGGACGCGUGAAGCUUGUAACUUCCAUUGCAUCACUGGUUGGCGUUGGGAUUUACAACGGGUUCUUGAAAGAUGUUCGAUUGAGGAAGAUGUUUCUGGUGACUACUGUUAUUGGUUCAGUUCUUGGGAUGACUCAAGUUUUCCUCGUCAGUGGAUUGAAUCGGAAGUUUGGCAUAAGUGAUGAGUGGUUUGCAGUUGGCGACUCUUUGAUCUUAACAGUUCUUGGACAGGUUUCGUUCAUGCCUGUAUUAGUAUUAGCAGCAAAGCUAUGCCCGGAAGGCAUGGAGGCAACUCUUUUUGCAACCUUAAUGUCGAUUUCCAAUGGUGGGAGUGUGCUUGGGGGUCUAAUAGGAGCCGGCCUAACUCAGUUAUUUGGAGUGACUAAGGAUAAAUUCGACAAUUUAACUUGGCUGAUAAUCCUGUGCAAUCUCAGUUCAUUGCUGCCUUUGCCUCUACUCAGCCUCCUCCCUGAGAAUACAGCAGAUGGAGAUGGUGAUAUUGAAAUGAAAUCUAACUGAUGAGCUAUUGAAGAAAAAAAAGUCUGAACUAAAUCUUUAGCUUUGCAACUCUGUAGAUUCUUGCUGCAUUGACGCUUACUGGGCUGGAGACUGAUUGGUUCCACACAAACUGUCAAUUUACGAGUAAUUAAAAAAAAAAAGAGUGAAACAAAAAUCAGGUGUAAAUAUCAGAUGGUGGUGUUGAACUGAGAAAGUUGGAUCAUAUAGUCCAAGUUUAUUUUGGGGAAAUCUUGGAUUGUAUUUGAGAAGCUUGUUGGGGUUAUGACAUGUCACCAGCUUGUUUGGCAUUGUUACUAAGUUUGUCUUCAGAUUGAAUAAUCUUUGUUAAUUUUCUAUUGCUUGGCUGGGAUUUUGGGUCCCAUACGUCUCUGGGAGCACCAAAAUUGCCUGAAACUCUUUGACACGCCUAUUAGUGGAUAAUGAUUCAUACUAAAAUUGGAAAACAUGGAAAUGUAAAUUUAAGAGAGGAUGCAGAUAUGGGAUAUAAUGGUUAAUGUUGUACCAGAAUAUUCCCAAAACAGAGCGCUUUUUGUAAAGUUACAAAUAAA
This is a messenger RNA of Striga asiatica, 2129 nucleotides long. Lineage: Eukaryota; Viridiplantae; Streptophyta; Magnoliopsida; Lamiales; Orobanchaceae. The record is from the annotation of a GenBank genome assembly.